AUGAAAAUCGGGCUGAACUUCCAUUUCAGCGAUACGUGGACCAAUUCAGCGCUGCAGGGAAUCCCUUCGGGCUGGCCUACCGAUAUCGACGGCUUGGGGCAGACAAUCUACACGUACACGCUUGACUGCCUCAAUCAUUCCGCUGCAGCUGGGUUAAAGCCUGGGACCAUAACACUCGGCAACGAGGUCAACAGCGGCAUUCUGGUCCCGGUUGGCGGCUACGACAAGCCGCGGAACCUCUCCCGCCUUCCCAAACCGGUAUCAGCCGCUGUCAUGGCAUCGAGUUUAUCGCCCAAGCCAAAGCGACUGCUACAUCUCAUUUUGUGCUGCGAACCAAUGGCCAAUAGGCUCUCCCUGGACGACUUCGAUAUUCAUACGCACUCGAUGUAUCCCCACUGGGUGAGAACGCGUCAUUCUCUAAAUUUAUCGACUUGUCGGCUCGCUUGAAAUCCAAGUAUGGGAACAAGGAAGUCCAGGUCGUGGAGACCGGCUGGCCCCUUGCGUGUCCCAACUCGGAGUACAAGUUCCCACUCGACCAGACUGACAUCCCAUGGAGCUCUGAGGGUCAAGAAAUCUAUUUCCAAAGAAUGGCAAAAACUCUUACAGUGGCGGGCGCCACGGGAUUCAAUGUAUGA
Messenger RNA from Clonostachys rhizophaga, 635 nucleotides. The record is from the annotation of a GenBank genome assembly. NCBI's taxonomy places the organism in Eukaryota, Fungi, Ascomycota, Sordariomycetes, Hypocreales, Bionectriaceae.